AGGGGUUGAGGAAGGAGGAGAGGACAAGGUGACCUCCUCAGCCAAACAGAGAGAGGGUGUCUCGGUGCUGCUUGGAGCACACGGGGAGAGCUGUUGAUAAUAUAAAGUGAAGCGCUCACAACUCAACUGAACUUUGGGAUAGUUUUAAAGAAGGAUAUCAAGACCUGCAAGGUUCUCGAGAUAUCAGACUGACCGAAUGAAGCGCUCACAACUCAACUGAACUUUGGGAUAGUUUUAAAGAAGGAUAUCAAGACCUGCAAGGGAAUUGAACCGUCGACAGGCCCGACCAGAAGCACCAUGACCAGUGUUAACUCCCCCGCCUGCCUCCUGGCUCGUAACCAGUUCUAUCGAAACAAAACAAGCCCAACAGAGAGUAUAAAGCCUACUGCAGUCUACAGCUUCUCUGAUUGGUCGAUGCUCCAAGUACUGGUCUGGGUGACCAUGUCAACACAACCAGGGUUCCCAGGAGCAGGGGGGAUAUCUAAAGGAUGGUGGGUCAGUGUGGUUCUGGGGAGCCCCAAACCACGCACCGUCCCGUCCAGCGCCCGUCCAGCCCACCGCCCUGCGCACUCCAGCCCACCACCCCUCCAGCCCACCCCAGCCCAGCACCCUCACCCGGCGCCCCCAGUCCAGCACCCCGGUCCAGCACCCCCAGCCAACAGAGCGGUCCAGUGCCCCCAGCCCACCCUCACCCGGCGCCCCCUGUCCAGCGCCCCAGUCCAGCGCCCCGGUCCAGCGCCCCGGUCCAGCGCCCCUGUCCAGCGCCCCGGUCCAGCGCCCCUGUCCAGUGCCCCGGUCCAGCGCCCCCAGCCAACAGAGCGGUCCAGUAGAGACACACCACCACCAAUCAAUAGGUUGAAACACACAAAGGGAAAAGACUCCACAAGGAAGACAAGGGAGAAGACACCUUCCACUCUGUCUGUCCUCUCAGCACAGAAAUAUGGACUUGAUCAAGCCAGUCGGUGUUGGACCUGUUUCACAUUUUGCGUCACACCAAAAAGAAGGGAUUUCUGCAAGCUCUCUUAAAACAGACGUCAGCCUUUAUUCAGCCUCUAUUCGCCGAAGCGUUACAGAUCGCACGCUAUCGAAACUUAAAGGCCAUUUCUGAUUGAGCCGACAUAUUUCAGCGUUUUACCGUGAAUGCAGUGUCCACGAACAUCGCCUUUUAAAAUGUCAAUCACGCCAUAACACUGAACCUCAGCGAUAUGGAUU
This is a messenger RNA of Oncorhynchus keta (chum salmon), 1212 nucleotides long. RefSeq lists its product as uncharacterized. The transcript has 5 exons. Bases 298 to 1026 code for a protein of 242 amino acids. The record is from RefSeq and is a predicted model, not a curated record. Lineage: Eukaryota; Metazoa; Chordata; Actinopteri; Salmoniformes; Salmonidae.